UAUCAAUCUAGCUGAGGCGCUAUUUCUGAUCAUGAAGUUUGCAAUCCUAAGCAUCCAAAAAACGCCACAUAUUUGGAGGAAGAAUGAUUGAGCUAGGCCUCAACCGCAUAUCUCGCCUCCUCCAGCAGACCCCUCUGUCAUGGCAUGCCGUCCACGUUGCUGGAACGAACGGUAAAGGCUCCAUCAGCUCCUACCUGUCCCACCUGCUUUCCGCUGGUGGUGUUCGCUGCGGUCGCUUUACAUCCCCUCAUUUGAUCGACCGGUGGGAUUGCAUCACGAUCAACGAGAGUGCGGUGCAAGAGUCUCUUUUCCGGCAGGUAGAAGAAAAAGUCAAGUCGAGGGACAAGAAACUGGGCAUUGGGGCCACGGAAUUUGAACUGCUGACGGCUACGGCAUUUGAAAUCUUCAAUCAGGAACGGGUUGAAGUUGGCGUGGUCGAAGUCGGAGUUGGAGGUCGCCUGGAUGCUACAAAUAUCUUGAACAAUGUUCUUGUCUCGGUUAUUGCGAAGAUAGGGAUCGACCAUCAGUCUCUAUUGGGGGACUCGAUUCAGAGUAUCACUCGCGAGAAAGCUGGCAUUCUGAAGCAUGGGGUCCUCUGUGUUGUCGACGGCACAAACUCACCGGAGGUCAUCCAAACCCUGCAGUCCCGCAUAGAAGACCUCGGACUGGAUGCUGUUUUCGUUUCUCCUGAUGUGACUGUCAGAAAACAUCCGCCCCUUUCAGACAUUUUCCAGAAGCUGGACCUUGAACCCCACCAAAAAACGAAUAUGUGCUGCGCAGUCACCGCUUUUCAGUUUGCGCUAUCCAAGCUGCAUCCAGAGAUCAAACUUGACACUCUGAUACCGCGUCUCCGUGAUGUGAAAUGGCCGGGUCGCUUACAGACCGUGUCCCUCAGGCCUUUAACCUCCCGCGAAGAGCCUAUUUUACUCGACGGUGCGCACAACGCGCAGUCCGCUGAAGUGCUCGGGAGAUAUGUCGACCGGAAACUCCGUCCGUCUCGAAGCCGUGUUACCUGGGUUGUUGCAGCAUCUCAUGGCAAGAAUGUGACGGAAGUGUUCCACUCGAUUAUCAAGCCUGGUGAUAAUGUUGCGACGACUUCUUUUGGUCCUGUAGAUGGGAUGCCCUGGGUCAAAGCGACAGACCCUGCUGAAUUGGUCUCAUGCGUCAAAUCUAUUCCGGGAAUCGGAGAAGUGAGGGAUUUCGAAGCGGAUAUCGUUGGUGCGGUCAAUUGGGCCUGUGGAAUGGCCAACGGGGGCCCAUUGGUAGUCGCGGGCAGUCUUUACCUUGUAUCAGAUCUCCUGCGUAUCCUCCGCGAUGUGCAAAGGGGGCAUGCAUUACAGCCGUAGAUUCUCUAGACCAAUUGGAUUACCCUUGGUCUAUGUUGUGGAAAAUGAGUGGAGUAGUAAUGAAUAAAUAUAUAUGCAAAGAAAAAA
Molecule: messenger RNA, 1433 nt
Organism: Monascus purpureus
Lineage: Eukaryota; Fungi; Ascomycota; Eurotiomycetes; Eurotiales; Aspergillaceae
Source: the annotation of a GenBank genome assembly